AUGCGGGCCACUCUGGCAGCGGCAGCGCUGGCAGUGGCAAUGCUGGCCUCAACGCUGCCUCCUCAGGAUGUGCAGCCGACAGGGGUCCCCACAUUCCUUAUACAAAGGAGCACCUUCUGCCUCCAACCAGCACUGCUCCUGUGGCAAGCAUACAUCCUUAUUCAUGUGAUUGCUGCCUUGUAUGAGAGACUGCCCACCUACAGUGCCACAGGCACCAACAGACAAUCCGUCACUCUCAAAUGUAACACAGGAAGCUCUGUCAGCAAUGAAGUAGACUGGUAUCAGCUUAAAGAAGGGGAAACUCCCAAGCUCCUGAUCGGGUACACCUUUGGCCAGGGGACCAGGAUAAUUGUAAAGAGCCGAGCGCUGGCUUCACCGGUAGUCAGUCUGCUUCCUCCUCCAACUGAAGAGCUCGCAAAGAACCGGGCAGCGCUUGUGUGCCUGGUCGACAAAUUCCACCCAGACAUCGUCGAAGUCGUGUGGAAAAUCGACGACAAGGGACAGACCGACGGGGUUCUCAAAAGCAAAUCCCUCAAGGCGUCAGACAACACGUACAGCAUGAGCAGCAUCCUCACUCUGACACGGGCAAAGUGGGAGUCCGGCGAAAAAUACUCAUGCACCGUCAAGCAUGAAAACUCCGCAACCCCUAUUGAGAACACCAUCAAUAGAAGCCAAUGUACAACUGUGUAAUAGUAGCUGAGAAGUCAAACCAUUGCCAUUGUUUCAAGAUACUGGUUUAAAUAUUGAUAUAAAUACAGUAGUAGGCUACAUAGCUGUAUACCGUUCUAACAUGUUAGUGCUUUUAGCUGUCUGGGCUUUUUGUUAUGUAAUAUGAAUGACUAACAGAAUACAAAUAUGAUAUGAUAUUGA
Messenger RNA from Polyodon spathula (Mississippi paddlefish), 870 nucleotides. RefSeq names its product immunoglobulin lambda-1 light chain-like. Bases 1 to 690 code for a protein of 229 amino acids. NCBI's taxonomy places the organism in Eukaryota, Metazoa, Chordata, Actinopteri, Acipenseriformes, Polyodontidae. The record is from RefSeq and is a predicted model, not a curated record. The transcript has 5 exons.